Amoebophrya sp. A120 is the source of this 323-nucleotide messenger RNA. The record is from the annotation of a GenBank genome assembly. Lineage: Eukaryota; Dinophyceae; Syndiniales; Amoebophryaceae.
AUCACAUCAGAUGACAUCGAAUGCAUCCCUGCUGAGUGAAGCUUUGGGCCACGCCACACUACCCCACCUGCCCAGAAUGCGCUAUGAAGCGCACGGCCACCACUUCCUGUCGCACAGUAGGACGUAUCGUGAGCUGGUCACUGUUCAGAAGCAGAUCAUUCAAGACCUGGCACGCUACGACCCCGGUUUUCUCGACUGGGUUGUGGGGCGUUUGAGUUCCUACGACCGUGAAGAUGAAGCCACAACUGGUCCACCGGGCGGACGACGUGAUUUCGAGAAUCGUGAUGAGCCGUGCUCCGGAGCUGGUUCGCGGAACAAGCAGA